AUGUCCUUCUCUGGAAAAUACGAGGUUGAAUCCCAGGAGAACUAUGACGCCUUCAUGAAACAUAUUGGCAUUCCUGAUGAACAAAUUGAGAAAGGAAGAAACUACAAAUACACCACAGAGGUUGUCCAGAAUGGUGAUGAGUUCACCUGGUCUGAAAUAUAUCCAGGACACACAUCCACCAAUAAGUUUGUUGUCGGCCAAGAGUCGGACUUAGAGACAACAGGUGGCAAGAAAUUUAAGGCUACUGUGAGAUUGGAAGGUGGAAAACUUGUUGUGGAUUUCCCAAAAUAUCAUCACACUUCCGAGAUUGCUGGUGGAAAGCUGAUUGAAACCUCAGUAUGCGGUGGAAUCACCUUUAAGAGAAUCAGUAAGAAAGUAGCAUAG
Molecule: messenger RNA, 384 nt
Organism: Pseudophryne corroboree (corroboree frog)
Lineage: Eukaryota; Metazoa; Chordata; Amphibia; Anura; Myobatrachidae
Product: gastrotropin-like
Exons: 4
Coding region: 1-384 (127 amino acids)
Biological process (GO): fatty acid transport
Cellular component (GO): cytosol; nucleus
Molecular function (GO): fatty acid binding
Source: RefSeq, a predicted model, not a curated record